Cricetulus griseus (Chinese hamster) is the source of this 1834-nucleotide messenger RNA. NCBI's taxonomy places the organism in Eukaryota, Metazoa, Chordata, Mammalia, Rodentia, Cricetidae. The record is from RefSeq and is a predicted model, not a curated record.
AUGAUACACUCCAAGAUGAUGAGUGCUAAUCCUGAAGAAGACCCUUUGGACACUUUUCUCCAGUAUAUUGAGGAUAUGGGGAUGAAGGCAUACGAUGGUCUGGUUAUUCAAAAUGCGUCUGAUAUUGCCCGUGAGAAUGACCGCUUGAGAAAUGAAACCAAUCUGGCUUACCUGAAAGAAAAGAAUGAGAAACGGCGAAGACAGGAAGAAACUAUCAAACGCAUAGGGGGAGAAGUAGGGCGAGGCCAGGACGCCAGCUACGCGGGCAAGCAUUUCCGCAUGGGGUUCAUGACGAUGCCUGCUCCUCAGGACAGACUCCCGCAUCCCUGUUCCAGUGGAUUCACUGUGAGAUCUCAGUCCCUGCACUCCGUUGGGGGCACCGAAGAUGACAGCAGCUGUGGAUCCCGGAGACAACCGCCACCCAAGCCCAAGCGAGACCCCAGCACCAAGCUUAGCACCUCAUCAGAGACAGUCAACAGCACUGCAGCCACUAAAAGUGGGAGACCCCUGGAGAGGGCAGAAGUGUCUGCCAAGCCAAGACCCCACAGCGACGAAUAUUCAAAGAAAAUCCCCCCUCCAAAACCAAAACGGAACCCUAACACUCAGCUUAGCACAUCAUUUGAUGAAACCUACAUCAAAAAGCACGUGCCAAGGAGGACCUCGCUGCCACGAGAUUCAUCCCUGUCUCAGGUCUGCAGCCCGGCAGCAGACCCCGAAGAAGAGGAGCCUGUGUACAUCGAGAUGGUGGGUAACAUUCUCAGAGACUUCAGGAAGGAAGAUGAUGACCAGAGUGAGGCUGUGUAUGAGGAGAUGAAAUACCCCAUUUUCGAUGACUUAGGGCAUGAUUCCAAAUGUGACUUCGAUCAUCACAGUUGUUCUUCGCAGUGUGCUACUCCCACGUGUGCUACUCCCACGGUGCCUGACCUGGACUUCAUCAAGUCUUCAGGACCAUGUACUCCUAAGGGUCUGCUUUGUGAGAUACCCCCACCCUUCCCCAACUUGCUUUCUCAUAGACCACCCCUGCUGGUGUUCCCACCAGCCCCAGUACACUGCUCCCCCAAUUCCGAUGAGUCUCCGCUGACCCCGCUGGAGGUCACAAAGCUUCCUGUGUUGGAAAAUGUGUCUUACAUGAAACAGCCACCUGGAGCAUGUCCAUCCUCCCUGCCGUCUCACACCUCCAGCCAUGCUAAAGACCAGACCGGAGCCCUGGGUCCUGUACCUGCAGCGUCUGUGCUCUCCUCAUCUCCUCCGCCUCCAUCCACAUUGUACAGAACACAAUCUCCUCAUGGCUAUCCAAAAAGUCAUUCCACCUCACCAUCCCCUGUCAGCAUGGGGAGGUCCCUGACGCCCUUGAGUCUCAAGAGACCUCCUCCCUAUGAUGCUGUGCAUUCGGGCAGCCUCUCGAGAAGUUCUUCCUCAGUGCCUCACUCGACCCCCAGACCUGUGUCGCAAGAUGGGGCCAAGAUGAUCAAUGCCGCAGUGAAUACCUACAGUGCUGCACAGAGUGGCUCCAGGUCCCGGACACCCACCAGUCCUCUGGAGGAGCUCACCAGUCUUUUUACCUCAGGACGGAGCCUGUUGAGGAAGUCAUCCAGCGGCCGAAGGUCCAAGGAGCCUGCAGAGAAAUCCACUGAGGAGCUAAAAGUCCGAAGCCACAGCACGGAGCCAUUACCAAAGUUGGACAGCAAAGAGAGAGGUCAUCAAGGAGCAGCUUCUUCCAGAGAGCCAAGGAAAGCUCAAGAAUGGGACGGAACACCUGGUCCACCUGUGGUCACCAGCAGAAUGGGCAGAUGCUCUGUGAGCCCCACCUUGUUGGCAGGAAAUCACAGUUCAG